Molecule: messenger RNA, 8090 nt
Organism: Pseudoliparis swirei
Lineage: Eukaryota; Metazoa; Chordata; Actinopteri; Perciformes; Liparidae
Gene: kat6b
Product: K(lysine) acetyltransferase 6B
Exons: 17
Coding region: 441-6800 (2119 amino acids)
Biological process (GO): regulation of DNA-templated transcription; nucleosome assembly
Cellular component (GO): nucleosome; MOZ/MORF histone acetyltransferase complex
Molecular function (GO): histone acetyltransferase activity; DNA binding
Source: RefSeq, a predicted model, not a curated record
CUUUGUCACAGGCUGCUAUGUAGAUUAACCUUUCAAUUAGUUGUUAUCAGGUCCUCUCCAUGUCUCGGCGCGAGCUUUUCAGCCUUCGUUUCAAGAGAUCAAAUCCCACGAAAUCGCUCGGAUAUGUCGCCGCACAUGUAUCCUUCGACGUUUCCCCGAUAAUGAAGAGGAGUAUCCGAGGGGGGGAAAACUUGAAGAGAUUUGAUCUGGAGGUAAAUAAAUAACGCCUCAGGUCAGUCGGUAUCUACCACGGUGGAAUUUACUGGUGUCAACUUUUCCUCAAGACCAAUGUCAGAUACCCAGGAUUGAGAAGACAUUUGUGGAUGCCAGCGUGGAGUGUAACUUUUUGACCUUACCAAGAAUGUGGAUGUAUCCCGUGUUCAGCAGCAGAAAGGGGGAAUCUGUAUGGAUCGCAUUUUUGUGAGUCCAAUUGUUCAACCAUGGUAAAACUUGCAAACCCUCUGUACACGGAGUGGAUUCUUGAAGCGAUACAGAAAAUCAAAAGGCAGAAGCAGAGGCCUUCCGAGGAGAGAAUUUGUCAUGCGGUGGCCACCUUGCAUGGACUGGACAAGAAGACCGUCCUUGAGCAGUUGGAAUUAAGUGUUCACGAUGGCUCUAUUCUCAAGGUUACAAAUAAGGGGAGCGCCUCCUACAAGGACCCAGGAAAUCCCGGGAGAGUUGGAUCAAUCCCGCCUGCGAACGUGCCCGUGCCAUCAAGGGAAUCUAUAUGGAAUUCAAGUGAUCUGCGCCAUAUUGAUUGGAAUAAAAUACUCAUGAGUGCCGUCGAGGGCCUGGAUGAUACGCACGGCUCCUCGCUGAAGAACAUCGAGAGGUAUCUGAGGAACCAGGAUGACCUCUCAAACAUUGUCGAUAACACCGCUUUCCGCCAGCGGUUACGACUGGCGGCCAAGCGGUCGGUUAACAACAGCCGGUUGUCCAAAAACGGCCCGCGGUAUAAGCUCAGCCACGGCAGUGCGGAGGGAAGGGGCCCCAGGUGUCCAGGUGCUUUCCCCUUGGUCCUGUCAUCGGUGACGCUCCUCCCCCACGAGCGAGACCAGCUCCGGGUUGACCCCAUCCCAAUAUGCAGUUUCUGUCUUGGAACGAAAGAGUCAAAUCGGGACAAGCGGCCAGAAGAGCUGCUGUCCUGUGCAGACUGUGGGAGCAGUGGGCAUCCAUCAUGUCUGAAGUUUUCCCCUGAAUUAACCUCAAAUGUGAAGAGAUUACGAUGGCAGUGUAUUGAAUGCAAAACCUGCAGCUCUUGUCGAAUACAGGGGAAAAAUGCUGACGAGAUGCUAUUCUGCGAUUCAUGUGAUCGCGGCUUUCACAUGGAAUGCUGCGACCCGCCGCUUUCAAGAAUGCCAAAAGGUACCUGGGCCUGCCAAGUCUGCAGACCGAAGGAGAACGGGAAGAAACUGCUGCACAAGAAAGCCGAUCAGAUCAAACGUCGAUAUGCAAAGCCAAUCGGAAGGCCCAGAAAUAAGCUCAAACAAAGAAUGUCUGUAACCAGUGGUGACGGCUCCAUGGUAGCACCUGGAGGAAGGGGGUCACCUGGUAGGGGUCAAAAGAUUACCGUCUGUUCCACACCUUCAUCUGGUCAUGCUGCAUCUGUGAAGGACGCCAGAGACAGAUUGGCGGUUGCAGACCCCUGUUGUGCGGUCGACGCCACCCAAUUCACCACUUCCACCCCCACCACCACUCCCCCCCUCACGCCCACCUCCACCCAAGCGACACUCACCGUUAACAAGAAAACCAAAGGGCUUAUCGACGGGCUUUCCAAAUUCUUUACCCCUUCCCCGGUGGGCCGUCGCUUGCGAGCCGUAGAGUCGCCCGGCACACCGAUAAGCUCUAGAGACGACGGACCACCCAAACUUUCCACGCCGCCAGAGCCGUUUGCCUUUGCCGCCGACGUCACUCAAAAGAUAACCCCCUCUUCCUCUGCACUUCCCGCUCUCACUUUGCCGGGACUUAGCUCCCCCUCGCAGGUGUCCAGCAGCUCCACCUCCGCUAACUCACCCCAGAGCUCCUCCAGCCAGUCUAGUGUUCCUUCCCUGAGUAGCCUCUGCAAUAGCAGCCAGCUCAAGGGACUGUUUGACGGACUCUCUCACAUUUAUACCACUCAGGGACAGUCGAGGAAAAAGAGACUACCUUGCUACGUGCCGCCAAAGCGCACGCAUCAUAAGCAGGAUUCAACCCACGCGUCCAAAAUGGGGCCCCAGCGCCUUGGAAAGAACGAAUUUAAUAAAAAUAGGUUACACUCCUCAUCUGCCGGGCCGGGCCGACCCAGAGGACACCCUUUUAAGAUGGUCAGUCAUUUCAAACGUAAUCCCUUCCUUAAAAAGCACAGGACGCUAGGCAGGCUGAGGUAUAAAGUGAGCCCUCAGAAGGGAGCCCCCUCACCAGGAAAGGGAGACUUGACAGACGGAAGAAUUAAGCCUGAGAAUAAUCAUGGCCACAACGGGGAACUGCGCGUGAAGCAGGAGGCGCAGGCCGACUUUGCGGCCAUGUCUAGAGAUCACGUGACGGAGGAGGACAUUGAGAUGUUCACUCAUGUUCAGGACGCCGCCGCGCAGAGAACUGGAUCUCUGUUGAACACAGACUCCAUGCGAUGCCCUGCACUCAUUGAAUUUGGGAAGUAUGAGAUUCAAACCUGGUACUCGUCGCCUUACCCUCCUGAAUAUUCAAGAUUACAAAAGCUUUAUCUGUGCGAGUUCUGUCUGAAGUACAUGAGGAGCAAAAACAUUCUCCAGAGACACACAAAGAAGUGUGGCUGGUUCCACCCGCCAGCCAAUGAAAUCUACAGAAAGGACGACCUUUCCGUAUUUGAGGUUGAUGGAAAUGUCAGCAAACUAUUCUGCCAAAACCUCUGCCUGUUAGCCAAGCUUUUCCUGGAUCACAAGACCUUGUAUUACGAUGUGGAGCCUUUCCUCUUCUACAUACUUACAAAGAAUGAUGUGAAAGGCUGUCAUCUCGUGGGCUAUUUCUCCAAGGAAAAGCUUUGCCAGCAGAAGUACAAUGUCUCCUGCAUAAUGAUCAUGCCUCAGUACCAAAGGCAAGGAUUUGGAAGGCUCCUCAUUGAUUUCAGUUACCUUCUCACCAGGCAAGAAGGACAAGCCGGCUCCCCGGAGAAGCCGCUGUCAGAUCUGGGUCGCUUAUCCUACCUGGCAUAUUGGAAAAGUGUCAUACUGGAGUACCUUUAUAAGCACCCAGAUAAACACAUCCGUGUUGAAGGAAUAAGCAGGGCCACUGGGAUGUGUCCACACGACAUCGCCGCUACUCUCCAGCAGCUCGGCAUGAUUGACAGACAGGAUGGCAGGAUUGUGUUGAUCAGGAUCGAGCGAUCGAUUCACAGGCACAUGGAGAGACUCAGGCCGAACCCACGUCGCAAUGAGGUGGACCCCGGCGGCCUGCGCUGGUCACCUUCCACGGCGCUCAACGCCGUCCUGUCUGAGGAGGAGAGGGAGGCAGAGAUGGAUGCUGAGCGGCUGAAAGAACAGGCCAGUUGCUGGGAGAGGGAGGGCUUCCUGAUGACUCACGGCAGCAGGCAGCCUCUCACGAAGGUCCACUGCAAGGUUCCCUACAGGACCUACGAGCGCCGCCCUACGCUGUCCUGGACCAGGCGCAUCCAGCAGCUGGAGGAAGUGAGCGAUGACGACGACGACGACGACGACUCCGACGACGACUCCGACGACUCCGACGACGACUCCGACGACGACUCCGACGGCUCACCGCCCAUCCUGACAAAAGCCCAUGCGAUGCUUGCAGCCAAGAGAAAGAGAACCAUUGUGCUCAAAAAGAGAGGGCGUAAAAGGAAGAGAAUAAACAGCAGCGUGACAACAGAAACCAUCUCCGAGACGACCGAGGUGCUGAAUGAGCCGUUCGACAACUCGGAGGACGAGCGUCCCAUGCCCCUGCUGGAGCGCACCUGCAGAGUGGGCGAGAUGGGGGACGACGAGGAGGAGCGAGAGGAGAAGACGCCGAUUGCGCCGAUGAAACGGCGGAGGGGUCGUCCGAGGCUCGAGAAGAAUGCGCACAAAGACAAACUCGAACACUGGAAUGAAGGGGCUAACGUCAUCUCGAAGAGACCCGGCAGACCCCGUCCCGUGAAGCGGAAGAAGGGCUGGCCGAAAGGAGUCAAACGAGGCCCUCCUAAGUGGAGGCUCAAGAACGAACGAAAGAUGGGCUUCAAGCUCAACCUCUACACGCCCCCGGAAACCCCGAUGGAGGCGGAGCAGCACCAUAUUCACACCGGGGGGGAAGCGAAGGAGCAGCCAGACCAGGAUAUGGUCAGCGCGGACGAGGAGAGCAAAGCCGGCCGAGGCUCGGCGAGUCCGGAUGUAUGGCUAGAUCGGCUUCUCUCUGAGCCCUCGAGUCCCGUUGACCGCGGCUCCCAGAAGUCGAGCUCCCCUGAAGGAUCGCCGGUCUCUUCUCCGGUGUGCUCGCCCGCCGCCACGUCCCCUCAGCCCGAGGACGGGUGCGAUUCCCCGGAACCGCCCGAAGACGACCAGCAAGAGAGCGGACUCGGGCCGGACUCCCCAGCCAAAGACGCGCAGCGCAGCACGGCGGGUGUCGAAUCCCUGGAGAACGACAAUGCAGAGGAGGACGAGGAGGACGAGCAGAGGACGAGAAUAGAGGAUCAGGACGCAGAUGACGAAGACGACAGUCACGGCAAGACGGCAGCGCCGGAGAGCAGCGGAGCAGCGGAGCAGAGUUUGAGAGAAAUACCCCAAUGCGCCCCACCUUUUCCAGACCCGGAAGAAGACGACGCCUCCGAGUUGAGUCGGCAGGCGUCUCCGGCGCCGCGUCGCGAAGAGGAACCGGCUUCGGCGGCAGAAAGCUUCCGAGAGGCGGCGACCGAGACGACGGCAGCAACUCCGCCGCCUGAAGCCGUCGCCGUCGCUUCAGUCGCGGCCGCGGACUCUGAUAAUCCCGCCGACUCCGAGUCGGAGGGAGAGAGCGCGUCCGGUCCUCGUCCCGAUCACCCGACCCCUCGGCCCGCGGAGCGGCCGACGCUCGGCCCGGCGCCGGGGGAGGAUCCCCCGAUCUGCACCGAGGUCGACUCGGAGACGGCCCGAGCCGUUCAGUCGCUCGCGCGGGAGAAUGUCUUCUGCGCGGAGAGCCGGGAGCCGCGCAGGACCCUGCCGGCCUACGCCCACGUGGCCCGCAGCCCCCGCCUCGCCUCGCUGGAUGACUGCCCGCAGUCGGACCACAGCAGCCCCCUGUCCUCCGCGCAGUCGCAUCCCAGCCAGUCGGCGCGCUCCGUCAACAGCCCGGCGGUGUCCAUCCUGGAGAGCGGCGGCUACACCCAGAUCAGCCCGGACCACGGCGCCAUCUCGGUGGCCUCGCUCCACAACAUGGCGACGAGCCCCAUGAUGGACGUGCCGUCGGUGUCGGACCACUCGCAGCAGGUGGUGGACAGCGGCUUCAGCGACCUGGGCAGCAUCGAGAGCACCACGGAGAACUACGACAACCCCAGCAGCUACGACUCCGCCAUGGGGGGCAGCAUCUGCGGGGCGGGCCCCUCCCAGAACAGCUGCUCCUACGGGAGCAUCCCCCCCAGCGGCUUGGCCCAGAGCAGCUGCGCCGUGAGCCAGCAAAUGGGCAACGUCAACCCGGGCAGCUGCGGCAUGAUCCAGCAGAACAACCUGAGCUCGCCGCCUCACUGCAACGUCAAGUCGCCGCAGGGCUGCGCGGCGGCGGAGCGGCCUCCCAGCAACAGCCAGCACAGUCAACACAGUCAACACAGUCAACACAACUCCCACAGCAGGCACCUCCCCCACAAUCAGCUCGGCCAGCAUAGUCAACACAAUCCCCACAACCAGCAUAGUCACCACCACAAUCACCACCUGCAGCACAAUCAGCUCGGCCAGCACAAUCAGCACGGCCUUCACAACCAGCACGGCCAGCACGGCCAGCAGCAGCAGCCCAUGGCCCAGUGCGCCAUACCCACCAACUUCACCACCAGCAUGCAGCUGGCGGACAUCCCCGAAUCCGGCAACCCGAAUUUCGCCCUCUACGAGCGGAUCAACCACCAGGGCGAGUACGGCAACGGGCAUUACUCUCAGCCGUCGGGCCUCAGCCUCGCCAAACUGCAGCAGUUCACCAACACGUUCAUCGACCACCCUCACUCGCUGCCUUUCAACCACUCGGCCUCGCACCCCAUCGCACCGUAUGCAAACACGCCGUCGCUGUCGCAGCCGCAGCACUCCGGCCUGGUGUCCUUGUCCCAGACCCCGCAUCGAGUCCCCAACCCGCAGGUGCAGGCCGCCAUGACCCCGCCCCCCAGCUCUCCGUCGCCCAUGAUGCUGCAGCGCAACACGGGCGUCCCGCCCUCGCAGCGGAUCCAGCCCCAAAUGGCCCCCAAGGGUCACGUGUCGGCGCGCUCCAAGUCGGCCCCGCUGUCGCACCACCAGCAGCAGCAGAUGUACGCCCGGCCGCCGCAGGCCGCGCCCAUGCAGGCGCCCUCCAGGACGCUCGCCGCCAUGCCGCGCAUGAGCGUGAACAUCAUGCCGGCGCCGGGCUACAACGUCAACUCCAUGAACAUGCCCUCCCUCAACGCCAUGAACAGCUACGGCAUGAGCCAGCCCAUGAUGAACAGCGGCUACCAUGGCAACCAUGCCUACAUGAACCAGUCACCCCAGUACUCUAUGCAGAUGGGCAUGAUGGGAACACAGCCAUACCCCCAGCAGCCCAUGCAGGCUCCACCACAUGGCAACAUGGUGUACACUCCAGCUGGUCACCAUGGUUACAUGAACACAGGCAUGUCCAAGCAGUCCCUGAAAGGGCCUUUCAUCAGGCGGUAACUCCCCGCAGGACUCGUGCGGUCCUUCUCACGUGCAUUUUGCUGUGUAAAGAUGCACUGAUCUGGCCUUUUGCUUUCUUUCUCUCUUUUUUGUUUUUUGUUUUUUUUGUUAUUGUUUAUUACUUAAAAACCAGCAGCAGCACUUGGAAAGAAUGCAAAAAUGUUCAUCGAGUAGAUUUGAAGCUAAUGUUAAAAAGUAUUUUUGUUUCUCCAGAUGGGAAGCCUUACAUCAUGACGAUGAAAAUCUAUUUAAUUAGUGUUAGUGUCUCUGAUGUGUCUUUAGAGCAGGCGGGUUCAGAGCUCAGCAGUAGAGAUUUCAUCAGUGGUCUUGCAGUCGUGUAGCAGCCUCAAAUGAAGCCAUUUAAUGUGCCUGCUACAAGUGGAGUUAGUGGCCGUUUGAACCUGUUCAGUGUACCUGUCUAACAGUGCUGACAAUUAGUUUGUACUAUACUCAUGCCUUUGUAUAUUUAAAUUAUUGUACUUAUUUUGUAAAGUGACAACUAGCAUGCUUCAGUCUCUGUUAGUGACAGUGCAUUGAGUAGUACUGUACAAGUGUUGUGCUUAAUAGCAAGCCAUUUUAAAGAUAUCUGGCCUUUAUUAGGUUUCCCUCCACGGGGAGAAAGAUAAAACUAUAUUUUGUUAAUUCUAAUAAUGUAAAAAAAAAUGUAAACUUAGUCCUGUUUUAUGUUCGAUUUGAGAGGUUUUAUUGCUAUGUAUGUAUAAUUCUGAAGUCUUUUGUAACAGAUCUCCUUGAGGCAGCUUUCUGUUUAAUGAAGCAGAUUGAUUUCUGUCAAAAUAACAAAGCAUAUCUCAGUGUUUGUACCCUGAAAUUCUAAAACAUUUCAAAAGGUCCAGAAGUGUGGCGGAAUUUUAAAAGAACUAAAUGAUUAUAAUGACGAAUAACAAUAAAGAAAAUAUAAAUUUAGUCCAAAGUUGAUAUUUUACAUAAUGCCUUUAAAGCUACGUUUUCAUUCCAUCUGUAGAUUUGUUUUCUAUCUUUAUAAAAUGUUGGAUUUAUAUUUUACCGAAGUGUAGAAGAAUAGCGCCUGUGAAUAGACCAAACUAAGCUAAUGGAUCGCAUGUAAAACGCUACUUGUGUUUAUGUUUAUAUUGCUCUUUUGUAGCCUUUGUACCUGUACAGAGUUGCUGGUAAGAACAGGAGGGAAAUACCUGGCUAUGUGCACAGAAAUCAGACAGAAUGACAUUCUUGUAUUCAUGACUUUUCUCCUUUUGUCAGUCACCUAAAAUGCUGUACAUUUUAGCAUAAGAAUAAAUUAUGAUUGACCAUGUA